AGAACUGGUUUGGCAGCUCAAUUGGCCUGACCGGCAUUUGGACCCGACCAAGGCAGAGCAAAGCGGCCGAGUGUUCUGGGAUGGCGGCGAGCACCUCUCAAUCCACGGGAAGUCUCCCCAGCGGUCUGGCCAUCUGCGUCACGCUGCCGGAUAUGUUCUACCUGCCCGAACUGGUGACGGGCGGUCUGGUGUGGAUCCUGGUGGCGUCCGCCCACGCGCAGCCCCCCAACCCCCUGGGCUGGGUCAUGUUCGUGUCCGUCUUCUGCUUCGUCACGACCCUCCUGUGGGCGCUGGUCUUCGCCGCCGGGGGCCACAGGAACGGCCCGGCCUGGGCCGCCGCCGAUUUUGCGUAUCACGCUUUGGCCGCGUUGUUCUACCUCAGUGCCGGAGUCAGUUUGGCCUUCAUCACCUUUGUUCUGAAAUCAGCGGACUUCAGAAUCUACCAGAUUGACAUCGCCGCAGUGGUGUUCGCCUUCGCGGCCUCGCUGCUCUACUUCAUCCACGCCGUCCUGUCGUCGCUGCGGUGGAAGCACUUUUGA
Molecule: messenger RNA, 539 nt
Organism: Syngnathoides biaculeatus (alligator pipefish)
Lineage: Eukaryota; Metazoa; Chordata; Actinopteri; Syngnathiformes; Syngnathidae
Product: myelin and lymphocyte protein-like
Exons: 4
Coding region: 81-539 (152 amino acids)
Biological process (GO): myelination
Cellular component (GO): membrane
Molecular function (GO): structural constituent of myelin sheath
Source: RefSeq, a predicted model, not a curated record